This is a messenger RNA of Archocentrus centrarchus (flier cichlid), 1985 nucleotides long. RefSeq names its product claudin-4-like. The transcript is spliced from 2 exons. Gene Ontology annotation, molecular function: structural molecule activity. The record is from RefSeq and is a predicted model, not a curated record. Gene Ontology annotation, cellular component: bicellular tight junction; membrane. The coding region runs from base 273 to 1334 and encodes 353 amino acids. NCBI's taxonomy places the organism in Eukaryota, Metazoa, Chordata, Actinopteri, Cichliformes, Cichlidae.
CACUCAGGUGACAAAAAAAGAACACUCUUAAGUAGGGAACUAAAGAAGGAAGAGACAAAAAGUCAGAGGAAGGAGUGUAUUUAAAGAUGCAAAAGGGGAGGGACAGAUAUGCUGUAAACAAAUGAAGUGAGGCUUAAGUGAGAUGCACCUGGAGGAAAGACGACAACUGAAAUAUACUGGGUUUUGCAUUCCUAAGAUAGAUACUUUACAACGCUGCAACUGUAGCAAGAAAAAAUACAAACAAAAAUGGAGCUGUAUCACAAUGCCAACACAUGUUGACAAGGACUGACAAAGAAAAGCUCACAGAAAGAUACAAGAGACGAGAAGAGCAACCAGAGAAACACGGAGUGAAUACUAAAGAAACUCGGAAAAUCAAGAAAAGCAGCAAGGCACCUUUUAAAGGUUGGACAGGGGUCAUCGCCAGCUGCCUACUGCCCAUGUGGAGGGUGUCAGCCUUUGUGGGGAGCUCCAUCAUCGUUGCCCAGAUUGUCUGGGAGGGCAUUUGGAUGAGCUGUGUGGUCCAAAGCACAGGCAACAUGCAGUGUAAACCUUACGACUCCCUCCUUGCUCUUGGCAGUGACCUGCAGGCUGCCAGGACUCUUACUGUCAUUUCAAUCAUUGUCGGUGGAAUAGGCCUCAUUUUGGCCUUUGUUGGUGGAAAGUGCACCCACUUUUUGGAUGAAAAGGGAGGCGUGGUCAAGGUUAAAGUGGCUGUAGUGGCAGGGGCAACAUUGAUAGCCGGGGGUCUGUUCUGUUUGAUUCCUACAUCAUGGGUGGCUGGGGCUUUAGUGAAGGAGUUCUACAGCACCUCUAUAAAUGCUCAGAAGAUGGAGAUCGGGGCCUGUCUCUACAUCGGCUGGGGAGCAUCCAUUCUGCUUGUUCUGGGAGGCGGUUUGUUCAUCAGUUCUUCACGCCCCAGCAAAAUCCAUGAAACUGAAAAGAGCCCCUCUGUUCGUUACCAGGUGGUCCGCUCCUCCAAUGCAUCUAGCUAUAAAGGUUUGCAUCGCAACCAGAUGUCAUUAGCAGAGACGCUACCUGUUGGCAUGGACUACCCCAGGCUUCAAAGCUAUGAGGGAAUGACUGCAAAGCCUCAGCAGUACACAAGCCCUCCAUCCUGGGAGGCUGUGUCUGACCAGGGCUUGAAACAGGACUCAGAGAGAUCAUGGGCUCCUUCCACAAAGUCACAGAUGAAAAGAGCAGAAUCUACAAGAUCUAAACACAGCGAUGCACCAUCUACAAAGUCUCAGCUCAAAAAAGCAGAAAUGGAAGAGAUCUUAUCACUUGAUAGUGACAGUGACGAUGUAUCCCUAAAUCCAGCAAAAACAUACAUUUAAUAUGGCCACAUAUAUGUAAUUACAUUUACUUAUGUUUACACACAAGAGUGAUUCUGUUUGGAUUUAACUAUGCUUCAAGCAUGCUUUCUUUUUGAAGGACGAGAUCAACAUGAAGGAGAAUUACGGCUUUAUUGUGUCAUGUGUGAAGAUUGAUAAUUAUCUCUUAAGAAGUUAACAUUGUUAUUUAAACACUGAUGUAAAUGUGAAAUGAUAAUGCUAUCAGCUAUCUUUUUUGGUAUUUACCUCUGUUCAGAAUGGGCUUGUAGCUUCUAUCACCCUGACUCUGAUAUCUGAUUAUAUCUUUACAUUUUUGAAUGUGCUCAUUUGGUGAGAUUAUUAUUGUCUUUUGUUAUUUUGUUAUUGUAAUGAUUAUGCUCUUUGACACAGCAGUGAAAUGUCAUUGCACUUUGCUAUUAUUUGGUCAGAUGACUGACUGACUGGUAUUUAUAAUUUGCUGUUCAAUAAAUGACUGUGAGUUUCAGCCAUGAGCUGAAAAUAGCCUUUCAGAAUCCCCCUGGACUCUCAGCCUGUUCCUCCACAGGACAAACUGGUUUGACAGAAAGUGUCAUUACAGGAUAGUGUGCAGUGUUAAAGGAGGAAGCAUUGUGCAUUUGUAGAGGAUUCAGCGUUUAGUUUCAGUAAAUCCUGCUU